Molecule: messenger RNA, 1742 nt
Organism: Ictidomys tridecemlineatus (thirteen-lined ground squirrel)
Lineage: Eukaryota; Metazoa; Chordata; Mammalia; Rodentia; Sciuridae
Gene: Nrm
Product: nurim
Cellular component (GO): nuclear membrane
Source: RefSeq, a predicted model, not a curated record
UAGCUCAGUGUUGAUGAGCCCCUGGGUUCAAUCCCUAGUACCCAAACAAACCAAUCUUACAAGAUGUAAUAGGUGAUUCAGAGCUUGAGGUUCUCACCCUGGGUCAAAAUCUGUUCUCUCACCGUUCAUUAUUGAAGUCUUAACUGAGGAUUUGUAAUGUUAGCCCCCAUUGUUUUCCAGUCACGGCUAAAUUAAAGAGUUUUUUUGUUUAUGCUGAACUGGGGAUAGAACCCAGGGCACUAUACCACUGAGCUAUAUCCUGUCUCACUAAAGUGCCAUGGCUGGCCUCGAAUUUGCGAUCCUCUAGCCUCAACCUCUCAUGUCGCGGGAAUUACAGGACAAGCCACCGCGCCCAGCCGAAAGGGGGGCUCCUAAAGUUCUGUUUCCACAACUGCCAGAGAGGAACUGUCUUCAUUUUUUUCAAUGGGAAAACUAGCCCAACUGGGAGUCAAUCCAUAUGCCCGCCAGGGAUGGCUGGCUGCCCUGAAGGACCGCAGUGUACUUGCCUCCCUGGCUUGGGAUCUGGGGCUCCUGCUACUCUUUGUUGGGCAGCACAGCCUCAUGGCGACUGAGACAGUGAAGGCAUGGACAUCCCAGUACUUUGGGGUCCUUCAGAGGUCACUGUAUGUGGCAUGCACUGCUCUGGCCUUGCAGUUGGUGAUGCGGUACUGGGAACCUGUACCCAGAGGCCCAGUGUUGUGGGAGGCUCGGGCAGAGCCAUGGGCCACCUGGGUGCCCCUCCUCUGCUUUGUGCUCCACGUCAUUUCCUGGCUCCUCAUCUUCAGUAUUCUUCUCGUCUUUGACUACGCUGAGCUCAUGGGCCUCAAACAGGUCUACUACCAUGUGCUGGGCCUGGGUGAGCCUCUGGCACUGAAGUCUCCCCGAGCUCUGAGGCUCUUUUCCCACCUGCGCCACCCAGUGUGUGUGGAGCUGCUGACUGUGCUGUGGGUGGUACCCACUCUGGGCACUGACCGCCUCCUCCUUGCUCUCCUUCUUACCCUCUAUCUGGGCCUAGCUCAUGGGCUUGACCAGCAAGACCUCCGCUACCUCCGGGCUCAGCUACAAAGAAAACUUCACCUGCUCUCCCGGCCCCAAGAUGGGGAGACAGAAUGAGGAGUUAACUCUGAUUCCAAGCCCUGUACUUUCUCUACUCCUCAAAUUCAAAUCCUUAACAUCCCAGGCCCUGGUUGCUUCAGACCUGAGGCUCAAUGCCAUGGACUGAAAGAGCUGUCCCUUCUACUGCUCGAGACUUCAUUCCUCCAGUCCAGCUCCAUACCCUAAAUUCUGAGUUUUGGCCACUAGAUUCCAAGGUCCAGUUCUUACCAGCCAGGAACAGAGGGUGUAGACUUCAUUCCCCUCCCCACAGUUUAGGGCCUGACCUGCCUCCUCACAAGGAAAUGGGUCUGCCUUGACUGCUUCCCUGGCACUCUUAUUCAUCUCUGUGCCUCAGGGAUCCCCUUCUCCAUCUCCAGCUUUCACUCCUGGGCCAGAAUCUCUCUGCAAGUUUGCCAGUAGUGGCCGCCCGCUCUAGACUCCAGUCAUGCUCUCCACUCCUACCCUAGUCUCUCCACCUCCCAAGGCUCCGCCCCAGGGCUGAAUCCCACUAUCCCCCUCUCCCCUGCAACCCACGCCACCGCAACCUAGUGGAGCGGAUUCUCCUGCUCUUAACUUGGGUGACCUGGGGUUCCCUGCUCUCCUGAGAAAUACUUGCUGCAGGAAAAUAAAAGCCUCGUUUUUCUACA